Messenger RNA from Podarcis muralis (Common wall lizard), 2838 nucleotides. RefSeq names its product G protein-coupled receptor 22 (gene GPR22). Gene Ontology annotation, biological process: cellular response to hormone stimulus; G protein-coupled receptor signaling pathway. Lineage: Eukaryota; Metazoa; Chordata; Lepidosauria; Squamata; Lacertidae. The record is from RefSeq and is a predicted model, not a curated record. Gene Ontology annotation, cellular component: plasma membrane. Gene Ontology annotation, molecular function: G protein-coupled receptor activity; peptide binding.
AACAAGCUUUCCUAGGCAGCCAAAGCGGCUCCUCUUCCGAAAGCCUGCGCUGCCUCUGGAGACAAGAAGCCUUCAGUAUGUUAAAUGACUUUCAUUAUGCAUUUUCAGAUGCUUAUUGAUUCUACGGUGGGAAGCGGGAGACUGCAGCACGCUCAGAAAGCAGCACUGCAUGCUGUGUGCAUGUGAACAAACAGCGCGGAAACAAUGGCACAGCACAAGCGCAAAUUUUCAUUAAGGUCCUUUUUCGGAGAAAUGCUAUUCACCCUCUUCCCCCUGUACUCUGCUAACAAGUGAAAAAAAAAACAACCACCACCAAAAAACAAACAAACUAUGAAUCCCUCCAAACUGGAACUGUUCCACCGGCUUCGGGAAUUUAUUGCAUCCUCAAUAGAGGGAGCAUAUAAUCUGAUUCGGUUUUAUUACCAACAACAAGAAAAACACAGUCGCCCGCAGAUCUUCACAACAGCUAUCGGGAUGUUCUUAUUAUAAUAUAUGUUUUUAAACCCAAGGAUUUACAAGAAAGUUAUGGAUCUACAUUCCCCCUUGAAUGGCGUGUGAUGCAUAUAUGGACAGAGAGGACUAACAAAGGCACCUGCUCAAAUACUCAAGGAGAGAAGAUUAAUUCAGUGGCUUAUUGCUGAAGCAAAAUGGUGAGCACCUCUUGCAAAUGGAUUUAUAACAUAAAACCAGAAUUGUGGAUUUGGCUGACGAAUGAAGAAACAGUAACACAAAUUUUCCCUGAAGGAAUAUCUAGAUAAAUACGAGCAUGCUAAAAUUUGGCUCCAAGGAUGUCAUAUACAACAAUAAAACGCCAUUUGUAGCACUUAGUACAGUGACUAAAGUUUAAGGGAACUAUCCUAACCAGCUGAUGUAGUUUAUGACCCGAGUUAUAGUAGCUGCAAAUGAGCACACAGUAACUGGAUUAAUGCAACACACAGCAAUUUUUGUGGCAAACCCAGGACUCCACACUAAUGAACAAAAGUACCACACAAGCCAUUGUACAACUCUAACAAAAGGGCAUUUUUGAAGUCCAGUGUUAAUUUCUAUUCUGCAGCUUACAUUUUUAGAAAUGAAAUUAAAAAGUGGUGCCAAACAAUGGAGAAGAGGCUAGAAAUUAUGAAUCAAUCACAAAAGAGUUGCUGUCCACCGGUGGCUUUUAAAAGGGAGAGACAACUCAUAUACACCAGGCUCUGGUCUGUAGGAACCUAUAAUUAAGCCUUUUUGUUCAAUUGUGCUUUUUUUUUCAUCUGCUGCUGAUGUGCUGAAAACAAAAAGAAAAACUAAAAUAUUCUGCAAGGCUGGAAACAGAUCGCAGCCAUCUUUCUGUUGCCAGGUGAAAACGCAUGUCAAAAUCUGUCAGUGACACCAUGUAUGAAUUUAUGAGAAGCUGCUAUAGUGAGCUGAAAGGCCCCUGAGGCAACAGAAAACAGGGCAAAACAAACUUCCAACCAAAGAAUGUGUUUCUCUUCCAUUCUAGAAGUCAACAUGCAGUCUGAAUCCAACAUUACAGUUCGAGAUGCCAUUGACGACAUCGACACAAAUAUGUACCAACCACUGUCUUAUCCAUUAAGCUUUCAAGUUUCUCUUACUGGAUUUCUGAUGCUAGAAAUUGUAUUGGGACUUGGCAGCAACCUCACUGUCUUGGUACUUUACUGCAUGAAAUCCAACUUAAUCAACUCGGUCAGUAACAUUAUUACAAUGAACCUGCACGUCCUUGAUGUAAUAAUUUGUGUGGGAUGUAUCCCUCUAACUAUAGUUAUUCUUCUGCUUUCUCUGGAGAGCAACACAGCACUGAUCUGCUGCUUCCACGAGGCUUGUGUCUCCUUCGCAAGUGUCUCCACCGCAAUCAACGUCUUUGCUAUCACUUUGGACCGAUACGAUAUCUCUGUGAAGCCUGCAAACCGGAUCUUGACGAUGGGAAGGGCUGUGACGCUCAUGACAUCGAUAUGGAUCGUCUCUUUCUUCGCCUUCUUAAUUCCAUUCAUCGAAGUGAAUUUCUUCAGUCUUCAAAGUGCCAAUACUUGGGAGAAUAAGACGCUCUUGUGCGUCAGCACCAAUGAAUACUACACAGAGCUGGGAAUGUACUACCACCUUUUGGUGCAGAUUCCUAUAUUUUUUUUCACCGUUAUAGUAAUGUUAAUUACGUACAGCAAAAUCCUCCAGGCACUCAAUAUCCGAAUAGGCACAAGGUUCUCCACGGCACAGAAGAAAAAAGCAAGGAAGAAAAAAACCAUUUCUUUGUCCACGCAACACGAAACUACUGAAGUAUCCCAAAGCAGUGGAGGGAGAAACGUCGUCUUUGGCGUGAGGACUUCCGUUUCUGUUAUAAUUGCCCUACGGAGAGCUGUAAAGAGACAUCGCGAAAGGCGGGAAAGACAGAAGAGAGUCUUCAGGAUGUCACUGUUGAUCAUUUCAACUUUUCUUCUCUGCUGGACGCCAAUUACGGUUUUAAACACUACCAUUUUAUGUUUGGGCCCAAGUGACCUUUUGGUAAAACUGAGGUUAUGUUUUCUAGUCAUGGCAUACGGAACUACCAUUUUCCACCCUCUACUAUACGCAUUCACCCGACAGAAAUUUCAGAAAGUUCUGAAAAGCAAAAUGAAAAAACGCGUUGUUUCAAUAGUGGAAGCUGACCCCAUUCCAAAUAAUGCUGUUAUACACAACUCGUGGAUAGAGCCCAAGAGGAACAAGACAAUUACUUUUGAAGACCAUGAAGUAAGACAAAAAUGCCUAGUACCUCAGGUUGUCACAGAUUAGAUUUCAGUAUGCACCGAAUCAUUUAAUAGGAAAUGUUAAGAAGAAGCUGAAGUAAAUACUGCCAAAUAAGGAUCUUUUUUU